ACGCUGCGGCGGCUCGUUGGCGGUUGUCAGGCCGCGCGGCGGCGACAGAGGCGGCAGAGGAGAGCUUCUGACGGAGGGACCAUCUCCUCCCUCACCAUGAACCUGAGACUGGAGGUGCUUCUGUCCAGUAGCACCAAGCACAAACAACCUUGGCCCCGACUGUACUGGAUUGGCCAGGAGAAGGAGGCGAUUCUGCUGUCGGACGUGCAGCGGCUGUGUGUACUCAGCCUGUCGACGGGCCGGACCCAGCGGAAGAUCGGCAAGCUGCAGCCCCUGCUGAAGAACGUGCUCAGUGUGACCACCUCUGCCAACGGUUCAUGGCUGGCUGGAGUGCUGACCACAGGGGAACUCUUCCUAUGGAGGAAGGAUGCCGACUGUUUGAAGACGGUGGGGGCAGUGGAAGGAGUGAGCGCCUUGGCAGCGGCUGCCCAGAACUCCACUGUGAAGCUGUCCGUGUUUGUGUCCAACGAUGGAAAGCGGGUUCUCCUGCUCGCUCAGGUAGGAGCGGCAUUCCUUUGGGAGAGCCUGGAGGAGCAGGAUCUGCCGUCGGUCCCCGGAGCCCGUCUGGGUGGACGGUGGGCGGAGGUGCUGCCUGAUGGCCAGGCCAGUCUUCCCCAGGGUGAGGACAUGGAGAGUGCUGUCCAUGCUGUCUUUGUCACCGAUGAGGUGCUGGGCGACUGCUGCCUGGCCUGUUUUGCCUUCAUCUCUGGGGAAGCUCUGGUGCUGACCACUGUGAGGCUGCAUUGGUUUGAACAGGUGGAACGCUGCAUCAGCGCGGCCCCGUUGCGGGUGCAGUGGGCGACACAGACGCAGCUUCUGGGGGAGCUGGUCCCCGCCUGCCAACCAGUGAAGUCACGAGGGGCACUGCUGGCAGCGUUCACCACCGACGGCUCACUCCUUGCCCUGGUCAUCAAUCAGAUCAACCCCAAGGCCACCCAGGUGCUGUUUGUGAAGCCAAUGAGCUGUGUGACUGUGUCGACCAGCCUGCAGGGAUGUGGCAGCACCGACCGCCCUGUGCCAGCCUCGUCUGCCAGGUCCUACUGGGUGGCUGGGGUGAGCUGGACCCCAGACGGCCUCUUCCUGGCGUGCAUGCUGAAACGCGGAGCCUUGCUGAUGCUGUCCCGUCUCGGCGAGCUGGUGACGCUCACCACCUCUGGCUGCUCCGUGGAGUUUGGUCCAGCGGAAUUCAUCCCUCUCCAUCCACUGAUCAUGUACAGGCAGCCUCUGGACACGGACCGUGCACAGUCUGCUGGCUCGCCCACCUCGGAGAGUGACUACCUGAGACAGCGCUUCUCUGUGGCAGCCCACCCCUACCUCCCCUGCCUCAUCGUGUCUGAUGGUUACAUGUUUACAGUGCUGCGGUUUGCAGAGCACGUUUCCGCCUCUUCUCUUCUCAAGUCCUUGCUGCUGGAGGUGACGCAGGGCCUCGAGGAUGUUUACAACCUGCUACUGAGCCAGGGGGCCGAUCUGAAGUGCCGACUAACACCCAUGGCAUCCCUGAGGAGAAGCGUGCUGCAGGGCUGGGGACCGCAGCCGGAGACGGCCUCCUGCCCACCCCCUCCCUUCCUAAAGGACCACAGGACAGAGGGCGAUGAGGCGGAUGAAGGUGGCGACUCUGAGGAAGAUGCGUGGUGCCGUGCCGACUGCCCGGGGGAUGGCGGUGCCGUGGACCAGUGCCGGCUGGAAUUCGCCAGCAUGUUCGACACCUUGCAUGGCCGGCAGGGAGGACAGGCAGAGCAGCUGGAGGCCAGGUUUGGGCAGCUGCAGAGGGGCGUGCUGCUGGCUUGGAGCGUGGCAGUGUCGGCAAGGGAGGUAGAGGGCAGGGAUCUGCUGCUGCACUACACUGUUCGUGCCCUGCUGCAGUUUACCCGCCUGCUGCCCUUUGCCCCGGCCAGUUUGCCUGGCUCGCUAGCCAGCACGCAGGCCAAGCUGGUGCACAAGGCGCUGAGGACCAGCCCCGGCAUCUACCGCACGGUGCAGCUGCUGCGCUACUGCCUGACGGUGCUGCACUGGGACUCGGGCCGCAGGCAUGCACUGGCGCAUGCGCUGUGCCUGUGCGCUGGCGUGGUGAAGUUGCUGUUGGCCAGGAGGCUGGGGGCAGCACCAGUCUCGCAGUUGCUCUUCAGCUCUCUCCAGGUGCUCCAGCUCUCCUCUGCACAUCUGAACAUGGUGUACACUCUGCCAGCCACCCUCCACCCUCACCUCCCUGGGAAAUCCAGCCUCACCUCGCUCCCAGAGCCUGCAUCACAAGCAGCCGGGGACAAGCGCUCACUCCAUGAGCUGCCCUCUCACACCCUGCGCCCUCCACACGCACCAUCACACAGGCUGGUGUCGAUGUGGCGACUGUUGUACCAACAUGUGGUGCGGCACCAUUCCCAUCUGCGGACACUGCCGACACAAUGGAGCAGAGGCAGCUCCAGGAGGAAGCUGGCACGGGAGGUGGCUCUGCUGACGUCAGUCCUUGCCCAGACUCAGGCAGCUCUGCAGCAGAUGGGGGAGAGACUGGGCCCUCAGCAGCAGCUCACAUCCCUCAAGGGUGAGAAGAACUUCAUGGUGGGCGCAUACCUGGAAUCGGUGCAGAGCUGGAGGGCAGCCCUGUUGGAGGAGCGGGGCCGAAAGGGCAGGAGACUGGUUUAUCUGCAGACCAGGUACAGCCUGGCCAUUCUCUACACACACCUCUACCUGUACAACCUGCAUGCUGCGCUGGACCUUGGGGAGCAGCUCGUAAAGCAGCUGCUAAGAGAGGAGCUGACAGAUGACAGCGGAGCCCCAGGGCCGGCGGUGGGACGGGCAGAGUCAGUGCUGCCGGACAUCGAGGAAGGGGCGGUUCUGGCCGUUCUCCAGUCUCUGGCCCGAUUCAUGGCUCUGUACUUCACCAAUCAGCCCUUGGCCCUACCUCCACCGCACCACAUCCACCUGAUGCCACCCCUGCACUGCAGGCCCGCUGGCGUGCCGCGAGUGGUGCCGGUGGAUCGCGGCGGUGUGUUACGGGCGGUUCGGGAGCAGGGUGUCUCUGAGUGCUGGAGCGUGGAGCGGACAGUGGAGCUGCUGCUGCUCGGCAGACUGCUCCCUGAGGCCGCGUGGCUGGCUCGCAGCCUCGGCGAUUGGAAGACAGCCGUGGUGAUGGGCCUGGCCUUCCAUCUGCACAGACGCCACCUUCCACAGCCUGCAUGCUUGAGAUGGCUCCAGCUGCCCAGGGAGCUGCACCCACGCCGGAUCUUCCAGGAAAAGCUGCGGGCACUGCUGGGCCAAGCACCGCCGGCUCCCGUCACUGAGCACACUCACACCAAGCUGCUGACCGAUGCCGUGGAGGAGGAGGAUGUGGACCUGAUGUGCCAACGGGUGCAGGAGAUGCUGAAGGCUGCGGUGAUGGCCGACACAGACGUGCUGACAGACAGCCUGCAGCUGCUGAUGCAGACGGCACAGGAGCUGGCCGCUGGGCUGCCCGGCCUGGUGCCUGGAGGCCUCUACCUGCCCGCCCCUCCCCUCUACUGCCCGCAGCCCGACACACAGAGUCAGGGUGAUGGAGAGGAUGCAGGAGUGUGCAGGGAGAGGGAGGCACGGCAGAAGCUGUCCGGGGUGCUCCACCGCAUGUUGCUGCUCCUCAGGGCUGCACGCUGCACCCUCCCCGCUGCCCGCUGGUACAUCGGCAGGCUGCAGCACUGCCGCAAGCUCCUCAACAAGGUGAGGGGGAGAUGCGGCCUGGGCUCGCUGGCCGCAUUCCCAGACUCCCUGCUGCAGUACGGGCAGACCCUGCACCCCACCGACUGCCCCGGAGCCAGCGGUGACAGCAGCACCACCCCCCUCCCCGCACCCCUACUUGGCUGCUUCCGCACCCUGUGUGGCCUGUGCUGGAUGCUGCAUGUCCGUGAGCAGCUGAGCGAGAGAGGCCGCAAGUACCAGGCUGCUCGGCACGCUGCCCAUAGCCCACAGGGCUGUGGGCUGGGGGUGGAGUACGAUGCCUCUGUGCUGGACCACUGCCUGGCCUCUCUGCACUGGGCCUGCCGCCUGCUGCCCUUCACCAGGUUCAUGAACACGGAGGAGCUGGUGCAGGACACCAUUCUCAGCCUGGCCAACCAGAUGCCCCCCGACAGGCAGGUGGUGGAGCUGAUAGUGAGGGCGUUCCCCGGGGUCGAAGACGUGCGGGUGCCGCUGAGGGACAAACACCACUCACUGCAGCAGCGGCUGCGACACAGCACCCUGCAAGGCCCCGGGGGAGAGGAGCUGCUGUCGGUGGUGAUGCACGGACUGUCCCGACAGCGGGUGAAGCUGCUGAAACGGACGGCGCGCAUGGUGGGCCCCGGCGAGACGCACGUGUGGGAGCCCGCUGGCGAGGGCCCGGGGGAGGCUGGUGAACAGCAAACCGAGCAGCUCUCCUCCACCACCACCCUGACCGGCACCACCAUGACCCAGAGUGAGGGGGAGAGUCUGGACAGCCUGACCAUGGAUACCCCGCACCAGGGCACAAGUCUGCAGCCGCACAGGGUCCAGGAGUCGAGGCAGCGGGGGACGGGAGAGCGAGGCAGGGGAGCGGGCAGCAGGAAGACGUCGGCGAGUGGCGUGGACGGGGAGCGUGAUGGUGGGGAGCAGCGGCUGAUUCAGGUCGGCUCCUGGGAGUUUGAGUGCGGUGACGAGGAGUACGUGAAGUUCCUGGAGCUGUUCCUGAGCUACGUGUUGGAGCGAGACGGAGCGGUGAACGAGAGCGGUGCCGUGCCGCUGCUGAGCAGCUAUGGCCACCGGCUGAGGGAGCAGGAGCUCGACUCGCUGGCCUUCCACGUGCAGAGCUCGCUAAAGCGGCGGCAGAACCGGGGCCGGGUGGCACAGGCCAUCGGCACGGCAACCGGCCCUGGCAUCUCACUGGCCCACCCGCCACAGGGGCGGCACCUGGGCUGCAGGCAAACCAUAACGACUGCUGCCAUCUCCACCGUGCCAGACCCAUUGCACUCCUCCAUCCGGGCCCAGGGCAGUGCCCAUGGCUACUUCCCUGCCAACCAUGCCCGGGGCAGGGGAGGAGGCUGCGGCCUGUUUGGGUCAAGGACGAGCUCUCUGUCAGCUCCAGCAGAUGUGCCCUGGCAGUGGGGGGCAGAGUCCCACCAUCAGCCUGGCACUGACCCUGACCCUGACCCUGCUCAUGCCCCCUCUUACUCCCUCACCCCCGCCUCCCUCCUCACCCCCGGCCUCCCGCCAGCCCCCUCCCUGCUGGACAGUGAGCCUGACCCCGGGCUGGAGGGGAGCUGCAGUGACACGGCCAAGCUGCUGGAGUGGAUGGUGCGCUGGUCAGAGCGGAGGCCGGUGCAUGGCACGCACGGGACGGGCACGGGGCCCGGUCAUGGCCCCGCCAUCCGGGUCCACACGUCCGUCACCGCCAUCCUGCACUCCCUACGGCUGCUCGAUCGCAGUCUGGGCAUCGACACGGCACCGCGGAAACUCAGCAAGGGUGCAGAGGACGAGAAAGCGGUGGAGCGAGUGCGGAAGCACCGGCAGCCCCAGAAGAGGUGGGUCGGUGUGGCCGUGUCCGGUGUGUGCUCAAGGACAGACAGGGCAACUUUAAGAUCGGAGAGCGCAGGACAAUUGCAGAAGCAGGACUCUGGUGACACAAACCUCUGCAGUGGUCAGGAUCUGACCUCAGACUCGGACAGCGAAAGCGAUGAAGAGGGGUCGCGAUAUGGCCACAGAAACUCUUCUCAGGAGCACGGUGGCUACGUUUCCCCAGCAGCGGUGGCUGCGUGUGCGGAUCAGGAGCGGAGGCCACGCACUCCCAUCGGUCCCGGCAUCUCCAUCACCGUCCACACCAACUCCAGGACCAGGAUCACAGGCAGAGUCACGGAGGAUUCUGACUCGGAUAUGGAGCACUUCCUGGAUGACUCCCUGACUAUGGACCCUGGGGGAUGUGGGGACGGAUCAAUCAGCACUGAUCCCGGGGAGCUGGUGGAUGACCCUGAUGGCACAGAUGGCUGGGAGAGUACGGAAAAUGCCACAGAGAAGGUGGUAAAACCCAGAGAGAGGACGGAAAAUCCCAGAGAGAGGACGGAUAACCCCAGAGAGAGGACGGAUAAUCCCAGAGAGAGGACGGAUAAUCCCAGAGAGAGGACGGAUAAUUCCGGGGAUGGCUGGGAGAGUGUGGAUGAGCCCGUAACCAUUGAGCCAUCACAGCGACUGUGUGGGCAGCAGAGAGAGAGCCCUGGCCCGGGGCAGGCAGCCUCCAGCAGUCCAUCCGUGCCUCCACCCGGCCUGAUGCCCACGGUUGCCCCUCAGAGCCUGCCCGCUGCCCGCCAGACCACCCUCACCUCAGACACCGACACACACCUGCUCCACCAUGAGGUCUUCAAGCUCCUGCAGCUCCAGCAGGCGGGUUUCCUGAGCCUGACGCAGGUGCUGGGGCCGUCGUUGAUGCCCGCUGCUGCCCCUCAGCAGCCCCAGUCUGUGCCCGGCCAGGCCCCCGUACCCACCCCCCGCACGGACCCCCCUCCUGCCGGGCAGGAGCCUGUGUCUGAAGAACAGGAGCGCGAUGCAGUUGCCAUGGAGAGCUGUCUGUUGCCCCAGCAGCCCAGCUAUCCCCCGGAGUGGCAGGUCACUCAGCCUAGGGUGCCGGCACGUUUUUCCGAUGGACCGGGGGAGACGAGGGUGUGUGCAGCUCACGGGACGUCCCAGCGCCAGCGACCAGGCCCGACCCUCAACUGCUGCACCACCCCGCCAGACAACACCCUCCUGCCUCUUCCUCCCACCCCCAACUCCCUCUCCCCCACCCCGAUUCCCACCCCAACCUCCUUCUCCCCGCCCCCCACUCCCACCCUCCUCCCCCUGGCCCACCCCUCCCAGCCCACUCCCCUCCCCCUGGCCCACCCCUCCCAGCCCACCCUCUUCCCCCUGGGGGAGACCCCCAUCAUCAGCUUCUGUCACCAGCCGCAGACUCAGCUACUGCAUCCUCUGAGGUUCAUUCCGGCGGGGGACGUCAUUGGCUUUGAGCGGAGCGGGCUGCACAGGGCCCAGCGUUCCCCAGGGCAGCUGCAGGCCCGGGCCCUCCGUCUCCUCACCAUGAAGCUGCCGGCCUUCCAGCCCGCAACACAGCGCGAUGGCAAGAAGAGGGUGAGGCGACGUGAGAGCAGGAGGGUGGAGAUGGUGUGUAAACGGGAGACGGAGCUGCCCACGACAGAGGCUGAGACCCCCACUACCCCCCAACCCCCCGAUCCCAGGCCACACAGCAGCGAGUCGGGGGAUAUGGUACUGUUGACCGACCCAGCAGAGGGAGGUGUGGACCCCACUGGUCCUAGUGCCCCCAUCUUGUCGGCAUGGGCUGCAGGGAGCUUUGCUGCUGCCACUGCUGCGGAGCUGCACUGUUUGGCCGCCACCAGAAAGAAUGCGGCGGAGAGGAGGGACGCGAGCACCAACACCGAGCGCAUUCCCCAGGGACAGAAACAGAGACCCGCAGAGCCGAGAUGUUACCGGGACGCCGGGACGGUGACCAACCCCGACACUGAGGAGCAGCCAGUGACAGCAGGAACUGCAGAGCUCCGUGCCACUGGGCAGCCGUGGGCACCACCUCUCCUUCUACACACGGGCAUGGAGCUGCUCUUCCCCAGUGACGGAUGCCCGGAGCCUGUGCCCACACCCACUCCCCGCCAGGUGUUGCCGGGCCACAGCUUCCUCACGGUCAUUGACGUUGCAGCCGGGGAGCUGCUAAACCAGCUGCCGUCCACCGUGGCGGUGAAUGAAUGCCGGGCCUCGCCGCGGGCACAGAGCCCGUCCACAGCUGCACUGCACCUGAGAGCUGCCACCGUCAUCAGUGGUGAUCGGCCCCGCAUCAGCCCACCACCCAGGAGCCCGGCCGCAGCCUCGAUGCAGACCAGACUGGCAGCCUGGGAGCAGCAGCAGCCCGAAGAUGAAGAGACGUGCAGACUGCUGCAGGACGCUGCCCGGGCAUGGAGCCCUCGCCCAGUCUCCACCCACUCUCUGCAGAGCAGUGCCCAUGUCUACCCCCCUCGCCCAGUCUCUGCCAGCGCUCUGCAGGAGGGCAAUGCCCAUGUCUACCCCCCUCGCCCAGUCUCUGCCAGUGCCCUGCAGGAGGGCAGUCCCCAUGUCCACCCCUCUAUCCCGGCCUCCACCCGCUCUCUGCAGGAGGGCAGUCCCCAUGUCUACCCACUGUGCCCCAACUCUGCCCACUCUGUGCUGCAGGACGUUGCUCGGGCACAGACCCCUCGGCCUGCCUCCACCCACUCUCUGCAGGAGGGCAGUGCCCAUGUCUACCCCACUUUCCCCGCGUCCAGCCACUCUCUCUGGGGCGAUAGUGCCCGUGCCUCUCCCCCUCGCCCUGUCAUUGUGGGCACUGCUCAGCGCACGCGGGCACAGCUGAGUGAGAUGGAGGAGCAGCUGGCGGCUCUGCUGGAGGUGGCGGACAGCAUGGAGCAGGACUUCGCCAACACCAAGAUGCUCAUCCACACUAUUGAGCACCUGGGCAGUGCCAGCGAGCCCUUGAACCAGGCAGGCAGUUGCCAACCGCUGCCAGGAGGUCGCCCUGCGGAGGAGACAAACCCGGCCGGGGGUUCCCCGAGUGAAGGUCGGGGGCACCCAGCACCCACGGGUGCAGACGAGGACCAGCGGGAGGCCGCGGGCUGGCGGCAACGCCGGGGGGCUGCUGAUGACGGGAGCUGCCCACGGGAGCUGACCCCUGGCAUCCCGGGACGCGGCGGGAGAGCGGGCAGGUUCCAGCCCCAGCCCCAGCCUGCACCUGCCUUCAUCACGACCCGUCACCCAGGGGUACAGGGGACCCACCCACUCGAUUCCGCCAAUGACACCCUGCCCUCUGCCGCCUAUGGCAGUAACACCGGAGACCAGGAGAGCUCUGCGGACGAGCUGCUGCGUCUGAGUGGCCUGAGUGGAGUCAGCGAUAUCAUCGCCGAUCUACUGCAGGAGGGUCGGCUGUGUGCCCAGACCGUGGGGCUGAGCGAGGGACAGGUGCGGCAUCUGCUCAGUGUGGGAGGAAACCGAAGAUGUCGGAGGAAACCCACGGAGGUCACGGGAGAACGUACAAACUCCAUACAGACAGCACCCGUGGUCAGGAUGGAAACCGGGUCUCUGGCGCUAUGUCCAAGGCCAUCCAAAAGAGGCGGGCAGGAGCGGAAGGAGCUGCAGGAGUGGAUGCGGGACAGCAGGCGGCAGAGGCAGGACGCGUACCUGCAACGUCGAGCUGAGCUGAAGGGAAGGGAGCGCACGCCGUACGCCAAGGACAAGAGAAAAACGGUCACCAGCAGAGACAUUAAAGAAAGCCAGAAGAAUAAAGCAGUGAAGAAAAGGGUGACCCUGGCUGAGAACCGGCAGCAGCGGGAGCGAGCUGCCCUCAGCCUGAUGAACGACAUGUUAAGCGGCAUGGUGGGGCCGUCCAACACCCACAAUCCCCCUCGCAGCCAGAGGGCAAUGAGGACCUCACCGCACACGCAGGGCCGUCCAGGGGGAACAGCCAGGGGCAGCACAGUCCAGUUGCACAAGCGCUGAGCCUCGAUGUCAACGAGCUGGGCUCUGCACAGUCGUGAGAAUUCUGUGCCGGCUGAACAAAUUCAAGCAGAUCGGGGAGCAGCUCUGGAGUGGGAAUCCAUCGGGACCCUUGGAACUAGGUCCAGGAUAGAUCCGAAUGCCACUGCUUGCGAUGUUGUGUUGAGCGCUGGAAUCCAUGCCACCUACGGCGGAUAUUUAUUGUACAAUUUUUUACUCUUUCACCUCCCAUUAAAGUUUUACUCUACACUCCA
This is a messenger RNA of Leucoraja erinaceus (little skate), 9740 nucleotides long. It is a transcript of the gene cplane1, whose product is annotated as ciliogenesis and planar polarity effector 1. Bases 97 to 9489 code for a protein of 3130 amino acids. Gene Ontology annotation, cellular component: ciliary transition zone. Gene Ontology annotation, biological process: cilium assembly. The record is from RefSeq and is a predicted model, not a curated record. The transcript is spliced from 51 exons. NCBI's taxonomy places the organism in Eukaryota, Metazoa, Chordata, Chondrichthyes, Rajiformes, Rajidae.